GUGCGGUUACAUUGAGUUCAGUCCUCAGCACUAGCUGUGGUACCAUGAAGUAAAAAGGCAUUUUUAAAUUUCGAAACGAAUGCUUAUCUCAUACUCAAAGAUAAUCGCAGUUUGAGUUAAAGACCAAAUUGAAAUGUUUGUUGGUAGAUAGCGAGCAGGCAUCGCUUACACACUGACUGAGCAGCCUGGUUACUGUGGAGCAGAGCAGUCAGUCAAGAUGGACACCGCGGAAGAAGCGGACAUCUGUCGGGUAUGUCGGUCGGAGGGGACCCAGGACAAGCCACUCUAUCACCCUUGUGUCUGCACUGGCAGCAUCAAGUUUAUCCAUCAGGAAUGCUUGCUGCAGUGGUUGAAACACAGCAGAAAAGAAUACUGUGAAUUAUGCAAACACAGGUUUGCGUUUACACCAAUCUACUCUCCAGACAUGCCAUCUCGCUUACCUGUCCAGGACAUCUUUGCAGGGCUGGUCACCAGUAUUGGAACAGCCAUCAGAUACUGGUUUCACUACACACUGGUGGCCUUUGCCUGGCUAGGUGUGGUGCCUCUCACAGCAUGUCGAAUCUACAAGUGUUUAUUUACCGGCUCUGUGAGCUCUCUCCUUACCCUGCCAUUAGAUAUGCUUUCAACACAAAACCUGCUUGCCGACUGCCUCCAGGGCUGUUUUGUGGUCACUUGCACGCUGUGCGCCUUCAUCAGCCUGGUGUGGCUCAGAGAACAGAUAGUCCAUGGUGGUGCCCCUCAGUGGUUAGAGCAGAAUCAGCCUCCUCUGGUUCCUAACCAGCCUAACGGUCCUGCACCAGCUAAUGAGGGUCCAGGUGGUAACGCUGCAGUCAACGCCCAGGCUGCUGCGGACGCUGCAGCAGGCCAGAACCCUGCAGACCCUGGUCCAGACGAGCCGGCACCCGCCAACCCACAUGAAGCCGGCAACCAGGGAAAUGAGGCUGAACUCGAUGACGAUGAAGAAGAUGAAGAUGGGGAGGAUGAUGAAGAGGAUGAAGAUGAUGAAGGCAGGGAAGAAGAUGCUGCUGAUGCCAAUAACGGAGGGCAAGAAGAUUUGAACUGGAACGCUCUGGAGUGGGACCGUGCAGCAGAGGAACUCACCUGGGAAAGGAUGCUGGGGCUGGAUGGCUCUCUUGUUUUCUUAGAGCAUGUCUUCUGGGUGGUGUCACUCAACACACUCUUCAUCCUGGUCUUUGCUUUUUGCCCCUAUCACAUCGGCCAUUUCUCAGUGGUUGGACUGGGCUUUGAGGAAUAUGUCAGAGCUUCACACUUUGACGGUCUCAUCACCACCAUACUGGGGUACAUCCUGCUGGCCGGAGCUCUCAUAGUCUGCCAUGCUUUGGCUUCGUUAGUGAAGUUCCAGCGCUCCAGACGCCUCCUGGGUGUCUGCUACAUUGUUGUCAAGGUGUCCUUGCUGGUUGUCAUGGAGAUAGGCUUGUUCCCACUGAUUUGUGGUUGGUGGCUCGACAUUUGCUCACUGGAGAUGUUUGAUGCCACUCUGAAAGACAGGGAGCAGAGUUUUGACUCGGCCCCCGGAACCACCAUGUUCCUCCACUGGCUGGUCGGCAUGGUCUACGUCUUCUACUUCGCCUCCUUCAUCCUUCUGCUCAGGGAGGUGCUCCGGCCCGGUGUGCUCUGGUUCCUGAGGAACCUGAAUGAUCCAGACUUCAACCCAGUCCAAGAGAUGAUCCACCUUCCCAUCUACAGACACCUCCGGAGGUUUAUACUCUCUGUGGUGGUGUUUGGUUCCAUAGUUCUGCUGAUGCUUUGGCUUCCUAUCAGGAUCAUUAAAGUGCUCUUCCCAAACUUCCUUCCCUACAAUGUCAUGCUUUACAGCGACGCUCCGGUUAGCGAGCUGUCGUUGGAGCUGCUGUUACUGCAGGUUGUCCUGCCGGCGUUGCUGGAGCAGGGUCACACUCGCCAGUGGCUCAAACGUCUCGUCCACGCCUGGACAUUCACCGCCGGAUACAUGCUUGAUCUCCACUCCUACCUGCUGGGGGAACAUGAAGAUGAUGACAACCAACCAAACAAUAACCCUCCCGGUCGCCAUAACAACAACAGGAUCCCCGGCCUAGGGGAGGGGCUUCACGCCGCCCAUCAGGCCAUCUUGCAGCAGGGCGGCCCUGUAGGUUUCCAGCCGUACCACCGGCCCAUCAACUUUCCCCUCAAGAUCGUUCUGCUGGUCGUUUUCAUGUGUGUGACGCUGCUGCUGGCUAGUCUGAUCUGCCUCACGCUGCCCGUGUGCGUGGGCCGCUGGCUGAUGUCGUUCUGGAUGGGCAGCGCCAUGGUUCAUGAGCUGUACACAGCAGCCAGCGGUCUGUACGUCUGCUGGCUGUCCAUCCGAGCCGCCACCGUGCUGCUGUCCUGGAUGCCACAGGGACGGAUGGUCAUCAUGAUCAAAGCUCAGGAGUGGACACUCAUGAUCCUGAAGACCAUAGUGGUUGCUAUGCUGUUAGCUGGGGUGAUUCCUCUGCUGUUGGGUCUGCUGUUUGAGCUGGUCAUCGUUGCUCCUCUCAGAGUCCCACUGGACCAGACACCUCUCUUCUACCCCUGGCAGGACUGGGCCCUGGGCGUGCUCCAUGCUAAAAUCAUUGCUGCCAUCACACUGAUGGGUCCUCAGUGGUGGCUCAAAACAGUCAUCGAGCAGGUGUAUGCUAACGGUAUCCGAAACAUCGACCUCCAUUUCAUUAUUCGAAGGCUGGCUGCUCCAGUCAUCUGCGUCCUGCUGCUGUCUCUCUGUGUGCCCUACACCAUCUCUAAAGGCAUAACGCCCCUGCUGGGUGUACAACCAGAGAUGCAGACUCUAGUGGACAGGAGGAUCUACCCGUUCCUUCUGAUGGUGGUCAUACUGCUGGCCAUUCUGUCCUUCCAGAUCCGACAGUUCAAACGCCUUUACGAGCACAUCAAGAACGACAAAUACCUGGUGGGACAGCGACUGGUGAACUACGAACGUAAAACAGGCAGGAGCACGUCGACCUCCUCCUACAGCACCUCCUCGUAGACCCGACGCUGCUGUACGAUCAGUGGAGCUGACUCGCUCUGCCCAGCGCCGGGAGCUAACGUCAACUCCUGCGGUGAAACGUCUUUAUUUUGUUUCCUCCCUGCUUGGCUGUCUAAUGUCAACUUCAAACACAACCUGUAAAACGUUUGACCGCAACUGAAUCUUAUACUCACCAACAUGAACCACAAUCACGGGUUGUGAGACAAAGACCGGGACAAAUAUGUUGAAAAGAGAGGACGAAACUAAAGCCUGACAGAAAAUUAGAUUUGCUAAAGGUCGAUAAACCCACCUGCAAAAACUGAAACUUAAGCAGAACCACAAAGUUGUCCAUCCUGUUAAAUGUGUGAUUUUUUUUUUUCUGUCGUCAACUCAGCUGACAUUUUCAGUUAGAUUUGCAUUAUUUUAAAAAAAGGUUUGAGUUGAAGAUGGAACAGCUGAGCAUAGCUUUUUACCUCAGAUUGUGCUUCCCUUUUGAAUGUGUGUUGUGAAAUGUUGUCUAGGUCACACUGGGUAUCUCUUAAUGGGACGUUUGUGACAUUUCAGAGCUGUGAAGGAGAUAUUCUCUGUGGUUCUGUUGCUGAUGUAGAUUCGUCUCAAAUGACAUCCUUCGUCAAAAUGAGGUUGUCAGUAAUAAGGAGGGAAAUACAUAAUGUAGCAAUGUGAUUGUAUUUUUAUUUUUUAUUUUAGAUGUUUUUAUUAGAUGUGUUUCAUUGAUUUUUUUUUUUUUUUUUUUUUAGUGUUACAUUUCUGGAGUGAGCUGUUAGAUAGUCCAGUGAGGACUCGUUUGAACUAAAGAAAAAGAAAGAAACAAAGGAGAAAAAUGACAUUUUAGACAAUCUGGACACACCACAAGACAUGUUCUAAUUUGUUCUCCUGUCAAUUUUAAAAACAGCUCCGGCUCUGUCGUACCUUCCUGUACUCCUGGUUUGUCACAGACGUCUUAGACGAGGCAAAUCCACCUUCAGGAGAGGUUGAAAAACGUUACACAUUGGAGCGCACCACACAGGAAGUGAGGUUUCAACUAAGAACAUUUAAACUGGAAAAAUGUCUCAGAACAUUUCAGAAUGUGCAUCCGUUGAUUUUUUAUUAUAGAAAUUUCUAUUCUAAAAGGAAAGACUGAUCCUCUGUGGCUUGUAGUGCUGCUGAUCAGCUGUUCAGACACCUGUCUGAGUUCUAACAGCUAAAAACAAAGACGAGUAAAUUAUUCUGAGAGGUGUUAAAAACAAUCACCAGCUUUUACAGCUAGCAAACUGAAAUGAACCAAUCUCAGUUAGAGCAGUAACAGAGUAAAACUAUUCGGUAAAUGCAGUUUUACUCAGGAAUUUGGUCUGCAGAGCUGCCAUGUUUACCUUUACAUUUCCCAGCUUAUAAAAACUCAAAAGGUUUUUAUUUUUUUCUCCACUGUGACGUCGCUCUGAUUAAUUAUGCAACCAGUCACUGUCACCUGCCGAGCUGAAUCAUCUCAUAAUCAGUUUAGUUUCUGUAUGACCUUCCUAGUGAGAUAUAGCUCUUCUGCUCCAGUUCCCUGAAGGUUGACGUUAUAUUUCAUCAAAUUUUCUUCUAACAUUAGUGUUAUUUAAGUUAGACGACGCAGCACGCCUCCGCUGUAACACUGCUCUGAUGUUUACCAGCCUGAAAGAAGUAAAAGGAAAAUCUGAUAACGAAGCGGCCGAUCUUUAGCGGAUUAUAUGAUUCUGACAGCUAAAUGCCAACUGAAGAACAGUUAGCCAUCUGUUGAAGAACAGGCAGCUGGCCGUGGAAAAAAAACAAAUAAAAUAAAAAAAAUCCCAUCUUUUCAAAAUCAUGUUUUAUUUUGAAAAAGCCACUGCUAAAUAUUUAAAUAAGUGCACUUGAAAAUAGACCUGAAUCCCACUGCAUGUGUGCUGACUCAACAUGUAGUUUCUGUGUAAAAUGUCUACACAGAAAGCAUCUUUACCCCCUUUGCAAGUUAAUUAGCACCUAAUCUAAUAAACCUAAUAAACUAAUCUUGUACCUGUUAUGUGCUGAAGCAUGAACUGACACAAGUCUUCAUAAACACUAAAUGUUUCUUCACAUGAUUUCACUAAAGGAACUCAUGUUGCAACACCAGUACAGUUUCCACACAGUGCGGUAAUGCAGGCGUGUAUGAAUUUCACGGUAUUUCAGCAGUUUGGUUUCUCUCCAGUGUGGAUACACUGGUGAAUCUUGUAAACGCUUAAGACUCCUGUGCGAGUUCAUGUCUAACUGGAAAGGAUUUGCGGUUCAGUAGGAGGAUCAUCAGUUGAAGAGAGGGACUCGUGAAGGUGAAAGGGUCUUGUCGUGUUGAAGAGGUACUGAGUAGAAAGUGCGGGAAAAGUCUCUGCUCCUGAAUCUAACACGAUUCUCUUUCUUUGAUCGUUGACUGCCUGACGUCUGACUCCACCUGGGAGCUGAUUAGGUUGCUGCACCCUGAGUCUCUCUCACUUUGAUCUGCUUCCCUAUUUUUUUGAGGGGUGAGUCAGUUUUGGCUAAUGUUUUAACUCUCACAGAUUCAGGAUCAACGGGUUCCUCUAUGGAUGAGAAGUCACAGGGAGGCAGAAGAAACUCUCAUUUCUCCUUCUUCAUUCUCAAACCUAUAUCAGCAUUAAUCCAAAAUUCUUAUGUAACUUCAGGCUCUAGUGUGAAGAGCAAUGAGCCGUCAUUGCUCAUUGUGGCGUUAGAGGGGAGUGAGGUGCGUUGUUGGAUAUGGUACCUCCUGCUGCUCCAUUAAGCUGAGAGCUGGACUGUAGUCUGUUAAUGUCGUCUCUUCAUCUCCUUCACCUUGUCUAAUAUUCUUAUGGUUAUUAUUUAAAUAUCACUAAAAAAGGAUCACGUUGUAAAAGAAAGGGUAGUUAGGAGAGAAAUCAGGCUGGUUCUCAGUGGCUCGUUGAAUAGAGUCGACACUUCGUGAAGAAGAACGGUGCAAGCUAAAUCUUUAUCUACACCAACAGUUUUUGUUGCAUUUAUAAACUCAGAACAGAUGUGCAUGAAAUGAGUCUGUACCUGGGCAGCAAAAAUAUAAUGAAUAGAAACGCAAGGCCACGCGUAAAUAAUCUCUGCAAAAUAUCUUUUUGUUUUUUUAAUAAACUUUGGUCCACAGGUUUACAAUUUAAAGGAAUAGUUCCUCAAUUUUGGAAAAAUACGCUCAUCCACUUUCUUGCCAAGGGCUGGAUGAGGAGAUCAGAGCUACAGACAGAGCCUAGCUCUCACUGUAGGUGAAAAAAUACCAACACCUCUAAAGCUCACUAAUGAACAAACAGAUCUUGUUUUGUUAAAUGCGUGCAGAAAAAGAUUUGUAAUAAGAGCAAUUAUGGUUUUUAUGGGGGGUUAUGCAUCAGAACUAUAUCUUGGCUGGAUGCAGUGACUUCCUGGAGGUUGUCUGGCAACCUCACAGUGACAGUGUGCAGACAUGUGAAUGGUAUUGAUCUACUCAUCUAAGUUUCUGCAAGAAAGUGAAUAAGCACAUUUCUCUAAAUGGCAAACUGUUCCUUUAAGGUUCCAAACAUUUCAGUUUCUACAACUACUUGUACUCCCAAAACGGUCUUUGCAUGUGGAUGUAAAAUCAGUAUCCAAGUGUUGUUCUCCCAAUGUCUCACAUGUGUGACCAUUUUCUCUAAGAUUCAAAACUGUCUGAAGUCAUAUUCUUAGAACCAACACUGAACCAAACCAUUACAAAUAAAUUAAAGAUUAAAAUCUUGUUUAGGUUCUCUGAACUGCAAGAAUUUGAAACUUGGGUGUUUCAGUCACUCAGAAACUAAAAGAUGUUUAAUGAUCCCUGUAGUAGUAAGCUU
Messenger RNA from Thunnus maccoyii (southern bluefin tuna), 6789 nucleotides. RefSeq names its product E3 ubiquitin-protein ligase MARCHF6-like. The record is from RefSeq and is a predicted model, not a curated record. Gene Ontology annotation, molecular function: zinc ion binding. Gene Ontology annotation, cellular component: endoplasmic reticulum membrane. The coding region runs from base 218 to 3001 and encodes 927 amino acids. Lineage: Eukaryota; Metazoa; Chordata; Actinopteri; Scombriformes; Scombridae. The transcript is spliced from 26 exons.